GGGCUCUCUCGGCGGCCAUUAGCUGUGUGCGCGCUGGGCUGGCGGAGAGCGGCUGGGUCGGAGCCUUCGCCUCCCCUUUCCCCCCGGGGGUGGAGCUGCCAUGGCGGCCCGCGCGGCUUAGCCCCGCUCCCCUCCCCCCCCCCCAGCUACGGUAACCGAGGAAGCGGGCGCGGCCUAGCCCGAGCGGGCGGAUCCCCGGGCUCGCGUAGCGGCCGCUGCCGCCCAGGGCUGCCCCUCGGCCGGCCGCGGGGCGGGGGCCAUGUCCCUGGUGGCCUAUGGCAGCAGUGAUGAGGAGAGCGAGGCGGAGGAGGCCUCUGGCGAGGAAGAGGAGGCCCCCCCCGUCCAGCCCCCCCCGGGCCGGGGGCUCUUCUCUGCCCUGCCCCCCCCCAAGCUCCCGCUGCUGCCCCCCCACCAGCUUCUGGGCUCCGGCUUCCCCCUGCUGCCCCCGCCCCACGGGGGGCCGCCCCCGCCCUUCAUGCUGGGCCCCCCCCCCGGAGUCAGGGGCUUCAGCACCCCGCCCCCAGGCAUGAGCCCUGCCCAGGCCUCUGCUCUGGGGCUGGGCCUGCCUGAGCCAGCAGCCUUGGGGAGCCUGGGGGGGGAGCAGCCUAGGCUGGGGGGGCUCCCGCUGCCCCCGCUCAGGGACCCCACCGGACUGAAUCUCCCCCCUCCUGCCAUGGCCUCGGCCGCUCCCCCCGGGGCCGGCCUCCCCAAGCCGAAGAAGAGGAUUGCGGCGCCCGAGCUGCACAAGGGGGAUUCAGAUUCAGAGGAAGAUGAACCGGCAAAGAAGAAAAAUUCUCUUCAGGGACUCAGCGAGGGCACUGGCUUGUCUGCUUUGCUUCCUCAACCCAAAAACUUGACGGUGAAAGAGACAAACCGGUUGCUUUUGCCCUAUGCUUUCUCGAGGAAAGCGGCAGAAAACGCCCCUGAGUUGAAGCCAGCUAAGGCUCCAACCUCCUCCUCCAAGCCAAAACCUCUGUCCAAGCCCGCGGUGGCCACGACUCCUUCGCCAUCCGCCAUCAAGGCGGCUGCCAAGAGUGCUGCCCUACAGGUGACCAAGCAGAUCACCCAGGAGGAGGACGACAGUGACGAAGAGCUCGAGCCAGAGAACUUCUUUUCUUUGUCUGACAAAAGUGAGCCCAGCGUGGUCAGCGCGGACACAUACGUGUAUUCCGGCACCGUGGUGACAGAGGAUCUGCCCCCUGGGACGGAGCCGGAGCCUGAAUUCCAGGAUGCUGCCGCUAAUGCCCCUCUGGAGUUCAAGACGGCUGCAGGUUCAAGCACCACUCAGCACAGCUGGGCCCCCAAGCCCGGAGAAGACUAUGGCAACCAGCCAUAUAACCAGUUCCCUGGCUACAGCGAUGCCAAUGCUCCCGGGGCAUAUUAUCAGGAUUACUACACCAGUGGCUAUUACCCAGAGAUGGAUCCAGCCCUUGGACCACCACAGGAGAUGGGCACCGACUCGUCCUUCAUGGAUGAUGAAGCGUUCAAGCGUCUCCAAGGUAAGCGGAACCGUGGGAGGGAAGAGAUCAACUUUGUGGAGAUCAAAGGGGAUGAUCAACUGAGUGGAGCCCAGCAAUGGAUGACCAAAUCCUUAACAGAGGAGAAGACCAUGAAAUCAUUCAGCAAGAAAAAAGGAGAGCAGCCCACAGGACAGCAGAGACGAAAACACCAGAUCACGUACCUGAUCCACCAGGCGAAGGAGCGAGAGUUGGAACUGAAAAACACAUGGUCCGAAAACAAACUCAGCCGGCGUCAGACCCAAGCCAAAUACGGAUUUUAGCACCUCUCCUAUUCUGUGGGCGUUAGCCCAGGUGACCUACCAUGUCAGACUCCUCCUGGCCUACCAGGAAUUGAGGAGGCCCCUGGAUCUAACUGUGUGGGUGGGAGGAUACAGCACUCCCCUGUCUGUGAAGAGAAGGGUUAAAUACUAACCGUUUCUGAAACCCACGCUGUAACUUUUUUAAUGAUAAUAUAGAAGGUUCAAAUCAAGUCUGGUUCGUGCAGCUGGGGACUCUGGCACUGGACAGCCACAGGCUUGUCCGAAGAGGACGUGACUGGCGCAAGGUUGUGAGCUCUCAUCCUGUAGGUGUACAGACUACCCGUUUUUUCUUUAGUCACCAGAACCUUAGGUAGAGUCUCAAUAAAUUUCCAAGUCCAACACUGCUCCUUUCUUUAGA
Molecule: messenger RNA, 2177 nt
Organism: Malaclemys terrapin pileata
Lineage: Eukaryota; Metazoa; Chordata; Testudines; Emydidae
Gene: PRCC
Product: proline rich mitotic checkpoint control factor
Exons: 7
Coding region: 260-1780 (506 amino acids)
Cellular component (GO): nucleus
Source: RefSeq, a predicted model, not a curated record